GCGGAUGCAACGUUAAAUAAGAGCAUGAAUAGACUCAUGUCUACACAUCUAACUAGAGUAGAAGCCAAGACGCACUGUUCUACAAAUUAAAGAAAAGACUCCUUUAUGGAUAAUAUUUAUAUCAAACAAGCGUUGGUAUUGAAGGAAGUUAAGCAUGUAUUCCAAAAGCUUAUUGGCGAGGAUCCCAUGGAGAGUAUGUAUAUGGUUGACACUAUCCAAAGGCUUGGCAUUGAACACCACUUCGAAGAGGAAAUUGAAGCUGCUCUUCAGAAGCAACAUUUGAUAUUUAGCAGUCAUCUCAGUGAUUUUGCGAAUAACCAUAAACUUUGUGAAGUUGCACUUCCAUUCCGUUUACUUAGACAAAGAGGCCAUUAUGUUCUUGCAGAUGUAUUUGACAACCUGAAGAGUAACAAAAAAGAGUUUAGAGAAAAACACGGUGAAGAUGUGAAGGGUCUUAUUUCUCUGUAUGAGGCAACCCAGCUAGGUAUUGAAGGAGAAGACAGUCUUGAUGAUGCAGGUUACCUCUGCCACCAACUUCUUCAUGCAUGGCUGACAAGACAUGAAGAGCAUAAUGAAGCUAUGUAUGUUGCUAAGACUCUUCAGCAUCCGCUUCAUUAUGACUUAUCAAGAUUCAGGGACGACACAAGUAUACUUCUAAAUGAUUUCAAGACCAAGAGAGAAUGGGAAUGCUUAGAGGAACUUGCUGAAAUCAAUUCCAGCAUAGUUAGGUUCGUGAACCAGAAUGAAAUAACUCAAGUUUACAAAUGGUGGAAAGACCUUGGGCUGAACAAUGAGGUGAAGUUCGCUAGAUAUCAACCUCUUAAAUGGUACAUGUGGCCAAUGGCAUGCUUCACAGAUCCACGCUUCUCAGAGCAAAGGAUUGAGCUCACCAAACCUAUCUCUCUGGUCUACAUUAUUGAUGACAUUUUCGAUGUUUAUGGGACAUUAGACCAGCUUACUUUAUUUACAGAUGCUAUUAAAAGAUGGGAAUUGGCUAGUACAGAGCAACUUCCAGACUUCAUGAAAAUGUGUUUAAGAGUUCUUUACGAAAUUACCAAUGACUUUGCCGAAAAGAUCUACAAGAAGCAUGGAUUCAACCCUAUAGAGACCCUGAAAAGAUCGUGGGUUCGAUUGUUGAAUGCUUUCUUGGAAGAGGCACAUUGGUUGAAUUCUGGUCAUUUGCCAAGGUCAGCGGAGUACUUGAACAAUGGAAUUGUGAGCACAGGAGUGCAUGUGGUGCUUGUCCAUUCAUUCUUCCUCAUGGAUUAUUCUAUAAAUAACGAAAUUGUUGCUAUCGUGGACAACGUUCCACAAAUUAUACAUUCGGUGGCUAAAAUUCUUCGUCUUUCUGAUGAUUUGGAAGGAGCUAAGAGUGAAGAUCAAAAUGGACUUGAUGGGUCAUACAUUGAUUGCUACAUGAAUGAACACCAAGAUGUUUCAGCUGAAGACGCCCAAAGGCAUGUUGCCCACUUAAUUUCAUGUGAAUGGAAACGUCUCAAUCGAGAAAUCCUCACCCAAAAUCAAUUGCCAUCAUCAUUUACCAAUUUCUGCCUCAAUGCUGCUAGAAUGGUCCCUUUGAUGUACCAUUACCGUAGCAAUCCAGGCCUCUCCACUCUACAAGAACAUGUCAAGUUACUGUCUAAUAAUGCUGUCGCUGGUGCUGAGCGACAUGUAGUGCAUAUUCUAUGCCUGCAAUUUGUUAUCGAAUAAUUUGUCGCAACUACUUUAUUUCAUACUCUAGGAUCACAUGGGUUUUUUAUUUUAAAUUUUAUAAUAAUAAUAAACUUAUUUUAAAGUAA
Messenger RNA from Glycine soja, 1799 nucleotides. RefSeq names its product (3S,6E)-nerolidol synthase 1-like. The transcript has 7 exons. The record is from RefSeq and is a predicted model, not a curated record. The coding region runs from base 106 to 1710 and encodes 534 amino acids. Lineage: Eukaryota; Viridiplantae; Streptophyta; Magnoliopsida; Fabales; Fabaceae. Gene Ontology annotation, molecular function: magnesium ion binding; terpene synthase activity.